Messenger RNA from Helianthus annuus (common sunflower), 435 nucleotides. RefSeq lists its product as uncharacterized. The transcript has a single exon. The coding region runs from base 1 to 435 and encodes 144 amino acids. The record is from RefSeq and is a predicted model, not a curated record. NCBI's taxonomy places the organism in Eukaryota, Viridiplantae, Streptophyta, Magnoliopsida, Asterales, Asteraceae.
AUGGCCGAUUCACAAAUCCCACCCACAACGGGUCAAACAACCUCACCUUUUAUACCAACAUCCACUCAACCUUCACCAAAAACUACCAUUCCAACCACUACCACCGAACCUACUAUACUUCAUAAUGUUACACCAGACAAUACCACACAACCCAUUACCACUCAAGAAGAACCAACCAUUACUUUUAACCCUUCUUCUACCAUUCCACCCUUGUCUCAUUUCUUCCUGGGUGCGGGUCAAUCAUCUUCAAAUUAUACCAUUGCACCAAACUCAACCAUUGUCCAUGCUACAUCAUUUAGGCCAUCAAACCAGUCGGGUUUUCAAUACUCGACUUUUCCAUUUGGGCAAUCUUCGGGUAUAGGGGGAGAUGGAUAUGAGGAAGGAUAUGAAGAUUUUGAGGGUUACGAUGAAGACGGUUAUGCUUAUGGGGGGUGA